This is a messenger RNA of Lethenteron reissneri (Far Eastern brook lamprey), 12269 nucleotides long. Its product is annotated as AT-rich interactive domain-containing protein 1A-like. The record is from RefSeq and is a predicted model, not a curated record. NCBI's taxonomy places the organism in Eukaryota, Metazoa, Chordata, Hyperoartia, Petromyzontiformes, Petromyzontidae. Gene Ontology annotation, cellular component: SWI/SNF complex; nucleoplasm; nBAF complex. Gene Ontology annotation, biological process: regulation of transcription by RNA polymerase II; positive regulation of DNA-templated transcription; chromatin remodeling. Gene Ontology annotation, molecular function: nucleosome binding; DNA binding.
GAGCGGCCCCCGGUGCGAAGCGAAUCCCGGAGCGCGGAUCGGCGCCCAAAAUGGGGCACUCGGAUCCGGCGAGCGCACAAUCGUCAACAACAACUCUCACACAGACAGAUUCGUGCGGCGAAAUCGUCGUGGUCGUCGCGGGCUGUUAGUCGCGAAUCAAAGGACGGCGAGUAGAUUCAUUUUGUAAGUGGCGGCGGUGAGAAAGGGGGAGAAGAAGGGCGGUGCUAAAGCGAACCGGAAUCCUGGCCGCCCCGAGGGAGCGUCGAUCCGUUCCGGCUCUUGCGCGCCGCUGUUUUUAAUAAUAGAAGUACAGUAAUGGAUAGGAGUAGUUGUGCUCUAAGUCCUCAUGCCAGGCGGCGGGCCAACAACUCGCUGCAUGGACUCCUCUUGGGGUCGCCUCGUUGAAUCGCGCGCACGCGGGAGGGACUUCGCGACGACGAGCAGGGGACGGGAGAGACGCCACGCAGCACAGGCUUAGUCCCCCGUCCGUCAACGAAGGCGGUGAUAUGUAAAGUUUAAAGGAGGGGAGAGAGAGAGGGGGAACAAGAAGGCGGGCUCGCAGAGAAGGCGGACAAAAGCGGCGGACGCCCCUUUCUCUUUCACGCGCCUCGUCCCUCCGUCCCGUGCGACCCCCGUCCGUAGGCACCUCUUGUUUAGUGUCAGACGCGAGGAGAUCGAAACGACGAGGAGACGGAAGAGGACGAGAGGGAGACGAGCAAGAGGCGAGGAGGAGGAGGAGGAGCAGGCGGAGAGACGGUGGAGGACGAGGAGGCAUGGCCGCCCAAGUGAAGCUGGUGGGCGGCCUCGGGCGGGACUCUGAUCGCAGCCCGCUGCUCGGCAGGGCGAGCGCCGAGCACCCGGGCGGCGCGGGGGAGCAGCAGCAGCAGCAGCAGCCCACGUCGCUGCUGCUCUCGGACGAGGCCACGGGCAGGAAAGUGCGGGCGGGCGCCGAGCAGAGCGGCGACAACAGCGGCAGCAACAAUAGCAACAGCAAUGGAGACCAACAACAUGGAGUGCGGGCCAAGGACGGCGGAGGCAGCAACGGCAGAGGAGGAGGCGGCGGUGGUGGCGGCGGCGGUGGUGAUGCCGGUGGAGUUCCCGACACGUCUUCGUCAUCGUCCUCGUCGUCGUCUUCGUCCUCCGAGAGGGAGGCCGGGGUCUCUGCCACGGAGGCAACGGGGCCUAGUGGGCCGCAUCAUGGCGGAGAGACCCCGGGCUCGGCUGGGAGCUCCGCCGAGCCCGGGGCGAGGGGGCCCGGCGGCCUGAACUCUCACGGUGACGGGGUUUACGGGGUCGGCGGUGGCGGGGGUUACGGCUACGACGGAGCCCGCUCGGGCUAUGGGCCCGGCUUCUCGGGGGCUCACUCGCCCCGAGGAGCGGGAGGAGCCGGAGCGGUGGGGCUCAACCAGCAGCAGGACGUAAUGAUGAUGAUGGCGGGUGGCGGAGGAAGGGCGAACAGCAGCGUGGCCGGCUAUCCGCACCACCACCAUCAGCACCAUCACCACCAGCAGCAGCAUCAGCACCAUCAUCACCACCACCAUCAGCAACAGCAGCAGCAGCAGCAACAGGGCAGGCUGAUGGGCGGACAGUCGUCUCAUUCGGCGCAGUCUUCGUCGCAGUCGGCCGAGACGCCAACACUGAACCAGCUGCUCACAUCGUCAAACCCCGCCCGGGUGUACAGCGCCAUGGCCGCUGGGCAAGGUCCGGGGCCGGCUUCUUCAUCAUCAUCAUCAACAGCAGCGGGAGCAGCGGGAGCUUCGUCAGCAGCAGCAGGAGGAGGAGGAGGGCGACCAGCGGCCACGGCGAGUCCUCAGCCACCCAACAAACAGAUGGGAGUGAUGGACUCCAUGGUUGCCAAGAGAGCUCCUCCAUACCCAGGUGGAAAUGGGCAGCAGCCGCCCGGCACCUUCCCUGACCACGCUCAGGGUCAGGCGUACGGUGGCCCAAGCCCUGGCUACACGGGGCAGGGCCAGUACGGGCCUCCGGGUGGGGGUCCACACCGCUACGGCUCGACGACCCAGGGCAUGCCAUCUCGGCCGCCUGGGCCUGGCAACCCCAUGAGCUACCCUCACCAGCAGGAGAUGGUGUCCCAGUACAACCAGCAGGGCAUGGGAGGCAACCCACAGCAUCGGCAGCAGGGCUACUACAACCAGCCACCAAGCCACUACAAUCAGCAGCAGCACCAGCCAUACCCGCAGAGCCACUACAGCCAGCAGACACCCACCCAAUACAAUCAGCAGCCCCACAUGCCUCCAGCCCACUACAGUCAGCAGCCUCCUGGGCAGUACGCCACGCAGCAGCAGCAGCAACAGCAGCAGCAGACGGGGCACUACAACACGCAGCAGCAGCAGCAGCAGCAGCACCAAGGGCAGUACAACCAGCAGCCGCCGGCGCCGUACAACCAGCACGCGCAGCAGCCGCCAGGACACUAUGGCCAACAACCCCAGGGGCACUACAAUGCGCAACAUCCGGCGGCGGCGGCGGCGUAUGGGCAGCAGGGCUCGGUGCAGUACGGCCCACAAGGCUACAACGCCCCCGGUGCCUACAGCCAGCAGCCGCCAGGGCACUACAACCAGCAGCCGUCGGUGGGCUUCCCACAGAGAUAUCAGCUGCAGCCGGAGACCGGCGUGCCAGACAAUUACGCACGUGCCGUGGCGGCUGGAAACGCAGGCCCCGGAAAGCCGGGCCCUGACGACCCUGCCCAGCACAGCCGGCCGCCCAGCCUGCCGGACCUCUCCGGGAAGAUAGACGACCUGACGAUGUGCGGAGACGACGUGGCGGCAUCACAGGGCGACUCUGGCUCGAGCCGCUCCGCUCCGUCUCCAUUCUCCCCGCGCUUGCCCGGCUCGGCGGGCACCGGAGCCGGACCCGUGUCCGCAGGGGCAUCUGCGGCUGCGGCGGCGGCACAGUCGCCACACACGCACACCACCCAAUCGUCGCCGCACCCACACGCCGGCCCACGCCCGUCCUCCCAGUCGCCACGCCCGCUGUCGGCCGUGCCGCACUCGCCGCACGUCACGGCGGCAUCGUCGCGUUCCCACUCGCCGCACGUCGCCGUGCCGCCCUCCCCGCACGCCCAGCAGCAGCAGAACGCGGCGGCCGCGGCGGCCGCGGCGGUGGCGGCGGCCGCCAUGGGCCCAGCGGGGCCCGCGGCGUCGCCGUCCAUGUCCCCGUCUCCGCACCACGCGCCCUCGCAGUCGCCUCGGCCGCCCGCCGUGGGGGCCUCUCCUUCGCCGCACCCGUCCGUGGGAGGCCCCUCGCCUGUGUGCUCGCCCGCCGGCUCACGAAGCGGCCCGCUGUCACCCGCAGGGCACGUGGCAGGCAAUCAGAUGACCCCUCAGUCCACCGGUAACCUGUCAGAUUCGGGCUCGGUCAGCCAGUCCCCACGGCCCCAGGAGCGAGGAUACCCAAAGGGCUCGGGGACGCCCCAGGGAGCUGCCGGGAUGACUCCGCUCUCCCCACGACCGUCCCAAGCUGGCCCGGGCUACCCGGCUGCCCCAGCCGCCCCCUUUCCGCACGCGCAGCACCAGGGGGGGCCGUACCCCCGCACGGCGCCGAGCCAGUACUACGGGGGGCAGCAGUAUCCCCAACAGCAACAGCAGCAGCCACCACAGCAGCAGCAACAGCAGCCUCCGCAGCAACAGCAGCAGCAACCGCCACAGCCGCAGUACUCCGGUUACGGACAGCAAUACGGGCCGCAGGGAGGUCAGCCCACGGGGCAGUACGGGCCGCCAUCGGCGCCCAGUCAGUUCGCCGGCGGACAGCAGCCCCCUCCUGCCCCCCAGGGAGCGCAGUACCCACCGCAGUACGCGGGGCAACAGGGAGUUGGCGGCGGCGGCGGCAGCGGUGGAGGAGGAGGGCCGUACCAGUCGCAGCAGGGAGGGCAGUAUGCGGUGCAGUACGGGCAACAGGCGGGGCCGUAUAGUGGCCACGCAGGACAGUUUGGGCCUCAAGCAGUCAACGCGAGUAACUGCAUGCCGCCGGGCUACGGCGGUUUCCCGGACGGGAGCUCGAGCAGUGAUGGUUUGAGCCCUGGUGGCGAGGGCAUGGGUCAGGCUCCGCCAGCGGGAGGCUACGGUGGCCCCGUGAGCCGCGCGCUGUCCCGUCCCUACGGCGGAAGCAACACCCCCGACGCGCAGAUGGGCCUCAACGGCAUGCCGCCUGGGCCGCCCAACAGCAGGGCUGGCGUGUACGAGGGCGGUGCAAUGGGUCCCGGGGUGCCGCCCUACGGCCACGGCGGCUAUCCCCAGCAGCAGGCCAUGAUGAGCCCAUCCGGCCCUGUCAUGCCCAACAGCCUGCCAGGAGGCUACGCGGCGCCCCCCUCUGGGCUGGCACCCGAGGCAAAGCUUCCAGCGAAAGGGAAGGGAGACAAACCGGCCAGCGACGUCAAGUCCAAGUCGGGAUCGUCCACCACGACGGGGGAGAGCAUCAUGCGCCUCUACGAGCUGGGGCCUGAGCCCGAGCGACGCCUCUGGGUUGACCGCUACCUGGGCUUCAUGGAGCAACGUGGCUCGCCCGUCGCGCUCCUGCCCGCCGUUGGCAAGAACCCGCUUGACCUCUUCCGCCUAUACGCCUCGGCCAAGGCGUACGGUGGCUUCGUGCAGGUAAACAAGAAGAAGAAAUGGCGUGAGCUGUCGACGCAGCUGGCUGUGGGCACGUCCAGCAGCUCGGCCAGCUCGCUCAAGAAGCAGUACAUCCAGUUCCUGUUUGCCUUUGAGUGCAAGACGGAGCGCGGCGAGGAGCCGCCACCUGAGAUUCUCAACCCCUCCGACAACAAGAAGACACCCAAGAUUCAGCCGCCCUCUCCGGCCGGCUCCAGCUCUACGCAGGGCCCCCUGACCCCGCAGCCGCUGGAGGGACUGAGUGACAUGAAGCCACCCACCCCGGUGUCGACGCCGCGGCCCCACGUGCCCCCUGCCCACCAGAACCGGUACGGUGGCAUGCCCAGCGGUGAGCCAUACCCUGGGGGAGCCGAUCCAGCGUAUCAGAGACCCUACGACGGAUAUCCACCCCGGAGAGGUGCGGAGGGCUAUGGAGGCGGUCCCGGAGACCCCUACAGCCAGGGACCAAGACCACACCUUCAGUAUCCUCCAAGCUACGAACGACGGCCAGAGCAGAUGAUGGGUUCAGAGGGUGGAGGUGGAGGGGGUGGCGCAGGAGGAGGUGGCAUGGCCUCGCAGAACUCGACAUCCGACCCUGGCCUGUACUCCCCCAAGUUUCCUCCUGGAAGCCAACAAUGGUCGGACCAGUGCGGCACUGGAUACAUGGCGCAGGGGCCGCCACCGUACCCACCUAAUCAGCCCGGCGUGUUUCCGCAACAGGCCUACAAGCGCCCUGCGGACGGAGGCUACGAAGGCCCCCCGGCCAAGAGGCAGGAAACCGAUGCCGUUUACAACUCCCACUACAGCAACAACCAACAGCUGUCGCAGCAGGCUCCCCCUCCUCCUCAGCAGCAGCAGCAGCAACAGCAGCAGCAGGGCCAGUACGGCUCUUACGAGCCGGGCUUUCCUGGUCCAGAUCACAGGGCGGCAUCGGGUCCGUACUCUCAGGUGUACGGCCGCCCGGUGGCCCCAACGGCCACAGCUCAGGCGGCGGGCACGGCUGGUGGGCCUCUCCCUCCAGGCGGUGUCGCUGUCCCACAGGGCCCAGGGGGCCCGGUCUCUCAGGAGGUCGCCCAGGGCCCUGUCGUAGCCGGGCCCAGUCAGGAUCUGGGAGCGUUGAGCCGUGAGCACGGAGCGCCGGGGCAGCCAGUUCCGGCGAACCAAGCGUCCGGGCUGGCGCCCUCUGCCAAUGCCGCGCCUGCCGGACAGUGUCCCAGCCCCAUGAUGAGCCAGGCACCUGGCGGUGUCGCCGGAGCCAUGGGCCAGCCCGCCAUGGGGGUGUCUCGCCCCUCUGGUGACCCCACCAUGCAGCCAAGUGUGUGGGCCAGCCGGGGCGAACCCCCCUACCCCUAUCAGGCACGGCAGCAAGGGAUGCCGGGCCCGCAUGGACCUCCUUACGCCGUUCCUCCGCGCUCCGAGGAAAUGAUGGAUCAAGCGCGUGGCCCCUGGCAGCAGGGGCAGGGGCAGCAGCAGCCGCAGACGCCGGUGCAGCAGCAGCAGCCGCCGCAGCAACAGCAGCAGCGCCUGCCGCAAAGCUCGAUGUCCGGAUCGCCGUACCCGCGCCCAACCCUGCAUCACAGCUACCACCAGCAGCCGCCGUACCCGGGCCACGGAUCUCCCGCGUCGGGCGCGUACCACCGCUCGCUGUCGCCAGGCCGCUCUCCGUAUGUGAGCGGCAUGGUUGCCCCCACGCCGCCUGGCGCCCGCAUGAUUCACCGCGCCGGGCACCCGGUGCCGGCCACACAGCUGGGUCCGUCGGGCUGCUUGGCCAUGCCGACUGUGCGGCGCGAGCUCUGCUUCCCGGCGCGAUCCGUCGAGGCCACGCAACCCACGUACAAGCCGCGCCGAAAACUGACGUCCAAGGAAGUCGGCUCCCCGGAGGCGUGGCGCGUGCUCAUGUCUCUCAAGUCAGGGCUGCUCGCCGAGAGCGCCUGGGCCGUCGACACCGUCAACGUGCUCCUCUACGACGACACCAGCGUCUCCAGCUUCAACCUCAGCCAGCUGCCCGGCCUGCUCGAGCUGCUGGUCGAGCAUUUCCGUCGCUGCCUCAUCGACAUCUUCGGUAUCCUGGAGGAGUACGAGCUCGGCAACUCCGAGAAGAAGUCCCUUCUCGACGGGAAGCUCUUUGCCAAGGCGCAGGACUCUGUGCGGCUCGGCCUCAACGGUGAUGCUGACAAGUCGGAUGACGAGGAGUGUGGCGGCGGUGGCGCCGGUGACGAGAACACAAACGACGACUCCGGCACGGACCGCAACAGCUCGGCCAUGGAUCUGGAGGACGAGCCGGCGCAGCCCGACUCGGAGGAGACCAUGGAGACGACGACGCCUGCAGCGUCGUCGUCGUCUUUCCCGCCGCUCGCAUUGGCGGCAGCGUCGUCGUCGUCGGAAAAGGGCGAGGGCGUCAAGGGUGCCACCCCGGCGCCUGCAAAUGGGGAGGACGCGGUGUCGGCACGCUCGCUCGCGGCGAGCACGUUCGACCGCCUUCCCAUCAAGGUGGUGGAGAAGGCGGAGGAGUUUGUGGUGGAGCGGCCGGACUGCGCCGGCACCCGACUCCCAGAUGGCGAGUGCGGGCGGCUGCACUGGCAGCUGGGCGGUGGCGACAUGACAGAGCACAUCCAGACGCUGUUCGAGAGUCGGACGGGCAGGACAGCCCUGCUGCACCGUAGCCUCAAGCGGAGGCAGCGGGGAGCGGAGCCGCCCAAGGCCCCGCGACCCUCCGGCACGGUGGAAAACGGCGACGGCAUGGACGCGCGGAGGGCGGCUGCGGAGGCGGUGCCGUCGGCUGGCGCCGAUGGAUUUUGCGACCUCGGUUUGCCCAACGGGCUGCAUUCCUCGCUCGAUGAGAAGCUGAAGGGUGCAGGCAGGCUGCUGGAGGAUGAGCCAGAGUGCAAGGACGACCCCCCGCUGUGCACGUUCGAGGACUGGCAGGAGGCGCUGUCGCGGCGCUGCGUUUGCAUCUCCAACACGCUGCGCAGCCUCUCGUUCGUGCCGGGCAACGACGCGGAGAUGUCGCGGAACCCAGCGCUGCUCGCGAUUCUCGGCCGCCUGAUCCUCCUGCACCACCGUCACCCUGAGCGGCGGCGUGGGCGCAUGCACCCGCACGACGGGCCGCUCACCGGCUGCAACGCCGCCGCCGGUACCACCGAGAGAGAGCGUGACGCCCGGAAGGAGGUGGACGCGGACAGGAUGAAUCGAAACGAGGAUGACGAGGAUGCGAAAGACGACGACGAAGAGGAAGAGGAAAAGGAGGAGGGCAGGAAGAGCUCGCUGUUGAAUGGCGAUGGAAAAGAAGCGGAUGCCGAGACGGGAGAGGCUCAGGAGUUGGGGCGCGGUGGCGGCGAAGCAAAGCCAAGUAUGCACGGUUUUGGUGGCCCGGUUGCCAGCGGCGAUGCUGACGAUCACGAGUCAAGCGAGCGCCACUGGUGGUGGGACUGCCUGCAGAGCCUGCGGGAAAACGCCUUUGUGACACUGGCCAACAUCGCGGGCCAGCUGGACCUCUCCGCGUACCACGAGAGCCUCGUGUUCCCGCUGCUCGACGGGCUCCUGCACUGGGCCGUGUGCCCGUCGGCGGAGGCACGUGACCCCUUCCCCAGCGCGGGCCCCACCUCAAUGCUGUCCCCGCAGCGCCUCGUGCUCGAGUGCCUCUCCAAGCUGAGCACGCAGGACGGUAACGUGGACCUCAUGCUGGCGACGCCGCCGUUCGGCAGGCUGCGCCGGCUCUGCGGCACGCUGGUGACGCUGGUGAGCGAGCGGCGCGAGCAGGUGUGCCGCGAGAUGGCGCUGGCCCUGCUCGCCAACCUGGCGCAAGCGGACGGGCUGGCGGCGCGCGCCAUCGCGCUGCAGCGUGGUUCGGUGCCCACGGUGUUGGGCUUCCUCGAGGACUGCCUGGUAGCACUGAUCCACCAGCAGAGCCCCGCCGCCAUGCUGCAGCACGCGCCGCCCCCCGCCGUGCAACAUCCGAGCCACGACAUGAUGCGGCGCGCCGCCACCGCGCUGCUCGCCAUGGCGCGCGCGCCCGAGAACCGGCCGCACUUCCUCCUGCAGCAGGGCCGGCUUCUGGACGUGUCCAUGUCCAGCAUGCUGCACCCCAGCAUCGCCGCCAUCCUGGGCGAUGUCCUCUACAGGGUGGCACAGGCCUGAGCGGCUUUCUUUGGCGAAGUGGGUGCGGGUGGGGGUGUGGGGGAGGUGGUGGUGGCGGCGGCGCCAGCGGUGCGGGGUGCUGGUGGGGGGCGGGAGAGGCGGUUGGGUGGGUGCAACGCCACUCUCAACUCGAUCCCCGCUCCGCUCGUGUGCCCGGGGGGGGGGCACGCUUUGUCAAGAAAAAUAAAAGCAGGAGAAAUGUAAUUUUAUUUAGGUAAUUAUAAUAAAAUGCUGCUUUGCUGCUAUGCGUGAGGCUUGUGCCUGCCGCUGUGCGCUGCACGAAGCGUUGAACGGCACCAGGGAGCCGUCCCGGCCCUGCCCUCGGUUGGUUGCGGGGGGCGCGCCUUGACUCGCUGUGCCCAAGCCGUGAGUCGCAGCGAACGAAUGGAGCAGCUACAUCCGUGGUUCCUUUUCGCACGGCGCUUAUCUCCCCGGACUAAACAGCGCCGUUUCCAUUGAACUUUUCCUCAAGGGGAUUUGCCAUCUCCUGGAUAAUCCGUUGCUUGGUGUAGCUUGGAUCGGGGGGGGGGGGGAGGAGGUCACGGCCGAGAAGUGGAGGAAAAUUUUGGGAGCGUGGAGCAGUUGCAAGAGAGGGGGGUGUGGGGUUGUCGGGACUGUCACGUGGUCGACACCACUCCCAUACUGGAACAGUUUUCCCUUGUACGUAUCCUUACGGUAGCAACCGAAUUUAUUAUUUUUAAAAUUGUAACCGCAAGGAGCACCCGGGGUGGGGGAGGGGACUAAUGGUUUGAACGCUGUGUUCAUGUUUAGUUUCCAAACGUGGCCCAUAAGCGUGUGGUGGCGGAAGUUUUUCGCACAGGGACACCCCCACCGGAAUGCCCGUAUCGGUUUACCGCUCUUGGCUGCACGAGUUGAAACCGCGAUGGUAAAGAGAGACCCCACCUCCCUCACCCUCUACGGCGGGCUACGAUUUUGUGCCGAGGUUACGCGCGUGCGUGAGUGGGAUGCACGCAACCGCAAAAAAUCCCAUCGCUGCCUCCACAGCCCCCCCCCCCCCCCCCCCGCUUUCUCAAGACCUCACUCGGCAGCCAACUUCCAAAAGAAAAUCGUGCGUCGCUCUUUUGUUUUGGAGCCACAGUUCCUGGGAGGUUACACAUUCUUUUAUUUUUUUUUCAUUAGGACAACUUUUUUAACUCGGCAUGUGUGUUGAAUGUCAAAAUUUAAGGCCUAGUCCUCGACAUACCAAGUUUAGUGCGUAAUAAGUGCCGAAUCAUUUCACGCGUUUUUUAUCGCGGUGUCGGCUUGCGGGGUGGAUGGGUGGGUGGGGGGGGACAGGCAGGAAUCUUCGCGCGUUGCUCGUCCGGCCCAACGAAACCGCGUGUGCGCGUGUCACGUUUUACCGGCCCCGCUUUGCCGCCUCCGCUCCAGCUCUUCUUGAUUUCAACAUCCGCCUCCUGCAUUUGAUGGUGACCGCUUGAUUUAACGCCUUUUUAAGGGUUCAUGUUUUUUUUGUUCCUGUCCUGUAAAUUUAGUAGCAGAGCGUUGCUUUAUUUUUUUAUUCCUCCACUUGCGACGUUGGAGGUGUUUUUUGCCUUCUCAUCGAGCAGUGUUCUGCUGCCCCUUUUCCUCUACUGUUAGCCAAGCUUUCCUCACUCCCCUUUGUGACCAGACAUAGGAUGAAACAUUAGAUGUCAUCAUAUGGGUGUUCUGUGUGUGCUUUUUUUACACUGUAGUUUAUUUUGUUCAUGUUCUUUAAAAAAAACGAUGAAAAAAAGACUAUUCCUUGGUUUUUAUUUGUGCCUCUGAUAGAAGAUGUAAUAUUCUACGCUCGUAAAUUAAAACACGCGGAAGAGCGUAGCAUUGUAACGACAAAAUGUUCUGUUUUGUGGUUAUUGAUAUAAAAUUUGAUGGCGUGUGUCUACUAAAAAAAGCGCAUAAAUUAACAGCAAAAGUAGAUGAAAGUAACGGUGGUGAAUUUAAAAUAAACACGUGGAUACGGAGAAGCGAAAGGGCUCGCUCUAUCGUGACUCACAACCUCUGGCUUCCUCUUGUCUCGUGAUGAACUUUUGGAGAUUUAUUAUUUUUUAAAACAAGAACUUUUUUAGAAAAGAGGGGGAGAGAAUGGGAGUGGGGGGGGGGGGGGCUUUUGCCAUCGUGGGGUGGGUGGGGGGCUCAGAGUUGAGUAGCCCUGCGGCGUAGCCGAGAAGGCCGGUGAUUUUGGUCACCGCCGCGUCGAUCCGGAGGGGGCAGACUUUUGAGUCGUGCGGAGUGUCGUCGAAUGCGUCGACCUACUUUAAAGUAAAAAAAAUAUUAAGUCUUUUAACAAAAACGUGUCUUUUAAAUUAGUCGAAAAGGCAAAGCCCUCCGAUGUUGUCGAGUGUCCGUGGCAUCUCGGUGAAAUGCGGGUUGAUGGCACACACGCGCGUGAGAUCUUAAGCUCCUUGUGUAAGUAAUAAAAGAAAGUAGUCGAUUAAAAACGCGCACACACACAAAAAAUAAAGGCAAAAAAAACCGAGAAAAACGGGAAAAAAAAUACACAUUUUUUAAAAAACAAAACUAUAUACACACUUAGCAAUGUAGAGUUUGAAAACACGAGUUAAAAAAAUAAGUUGAAAUAAUAUUAAUGGAAUAAAAGUAAAAUAAACCAAAAAAUGUGUGGAAUGUUUGCCAGCCAAUGAAUGAAUGUGAAUGAGGGGGCAAGGGGUGGGGGUAUGUUGGGACUCUGGGGGGGGAGUGGUGUUGUCAGCUUGGGUGAUGGGGGGGUGGUGGGGUUAAAGCUCAAUGCUGGGUGAGCACGGAGAGCUUCAUUGUAGAGGAAUACUCCUAUAGGUCGUACCCGGAUUAAAGAUUUGAACUGCUUGAGCGCAAGUUCGCAAAGCUAUGCUGGUCGAUGAGGGGGGAGGGCGGAAGGGCGGGGGAGUUUGGCCUUCGUUUCAUUUACGUUUUGUGUACUUUUUUUUCUACAGCCUUGUGAAAAGUUUGGGUUGGGCACCGUUCCGUGUGUGUGUGCGCGUGCGCGCGUGUGUACAUAUUAAGAUAAAAACGAAAUAAAAAAAUUAGAAAAGGAAAACCACAAAAAAAUAGAAACAAAAACCAACCCUUGUAUACUAUAUAAAACUUUACUCAUUACGUUUUCUGUAGAACAAUAGAUCGACUGUCGUAAAUCAGCUAUUAGCAUUAGCCGUAUAUCCAUCUCAAUUAUUAAUAUUUUAUUUUUAUUAUUUUCUUUUGGAAGUUUUACCUUUCUGUAUUUAGAGGGGAUUUGUAAACCUGAGUAUUUUAUUUUAUUUCUAAGGCGUUGCGCUCUGUUAAUAGAGCACAUUUAACUGAAUCUGUUGAUCAUGGUGUUUGUUAUUAAAUGGAGUAUAAAGCUGCAAAAAGAUGAUCCACGUUGCUCAGUGAUUAAUAUGACCGGCUUAUUUGUAUGAGCUACGUAGGGGAAAAAAGUCGAUGUAAAUCAAUCAUUUGUUUUCCUACAGGCUUAUGAGUGUCAAUUCCUCGGUGCGAAAAAAUCUUUUUACUGUAUGUCUCACGGUGAAAAUAAAUGUACAUGAAAUCUUGGUAACAUUG